GACCAAAGGCCAUUGGGGGCCCCAGCACUCAAGGACUGUUUCUGCCACCACCAUCUGUGGAUUUUUUCAGCUGUUUUUCUUGGCCCAAGGAUCACACCCACAGGGAUGCAGAUGGGGGAAGGGGAAGCUGAGAAAGCAGUGAAGACAGAAUGAGCUGGGGAAGAGGCAGAUGGUAGGAAAUGGAGACGGAGAAAUGGCACUAGUGGCCCAGCCACCUGAGAUGGGAUACCUGGGAGGGACAUCUUUUCAAGUAGAGGCUGUGUUGGGGCAUGGACGGGGCUGCAGCAUAGGAGUCUCAGCUGCUUACAUCCAGGUCCAGGAUGAUGUCUGCUAACAGACGCUGGUGGGUACCACCUGACGACGAAGACUGUGUGUCUGAGAAGCUCCUGAGGAAGACUCGGGAAUCUCCGCUGGUGCCUAUAGGCUUAGGAGGCUGCUUGGUGGUAGCAGCAUACAGGAUUUACCGGCUGAGGUCUCGUGGUUCCACCAAGAUGUCCAUACACCUGAUUCACACCCGAGUGGCAGCGCAGGCCUGUGCAGUGGGUGCAGUCAUGCUAGGUGCUGUGUACACAAUGUACAGCGAUUAUGUCAAGAGGAUGGCACAGGAUGCUGGAGAGAAGUAGGACUCCUAUAGGAGCCGGGGCUGUCCAACUUCCCUAACUCAAUCCCUGGUACAUUCCUAAUAAAGCAGUUUUGAGGAAAA
Gorilla gorilla gorilla (western lowland gorilla) is the source of this 703-nucleotide messenger RNA. It is a transcript of the gene HIGD1B, whose product is annotated as HIG1 hypoxia inducible domain family member 1B. The transcript has 4 exons. The record is from RefSeq and is a predicted model, not a curated record. The coding region runs from base 321 to 623 and encodes 100 amino acids. Lineage: Eukaryota; Metazoa; Chordata; Mammalia; Primates; Hominidae. Gene Ontology annotation, biological process: mitochondrial respirasome assembly. Gene Ontology annotation, cellular component: mitochondrion.